UUUAACGGAAAGCGAAACGAGAGAGAAAGGAAGAAGAAAAACGACGACGUAUAAAGGAGAAAUGGGGGAGGGUCUCUACAGGUUUGGGAGUUUGAAUCAGAAGUCGUCGUCGUCGUCGUCGCCACUCUGAUUCAAAUUCCGGCGAGAAUUCGGCAAUGGCUUCGAAAACGAAUCAGUCUCUGCUGCCGGAGAUCGGACCAGACGGCCUUGCUCGCGAGGCCUCCGUCAUUACCUACACUGAGAAAGUGAUCGAGGAAGAACAGCAUCAAUUAAGGAAAUAUAUAGAAGAAAAUUACUCUAAAAUCCGCGAUGUCGAGCGAGAGUUUGCAAGUCUUUCAAUGGAAAUGAAACUCACAGCUGGGCCGAAAAAAUCAGCUCUUGAACACUUGAGGAAGAAAAUAGAGAUGGCAACAGAGAGAAUUCACGCUGCGAAGCUGAAGGAAGAUCAAGCAAAAAAGGCAUGGGAAGCAGCAGCAAAGGUCGUUAAGGAUGAGGAAGCCAUCAAGCAGAAGCUAUGUGAAGACUUAAAUAGUCUGGUACAAGAAAGCAGCAAUACUCAGUUUUCAAGACUGGAGGAGUUAAAAAGACGACUUGAAGCUUUGAACCCAACCAGGUCAUCGGCCUCGGUUUCUCUUGAUGGGAACUCAAUGGGACUUGCUCAAAGUGUCACCACUCCAGAUUCCUCUCAAGUUCCUGGUGGAGUCACUGGUAACAUACCUAAUCAAGGAAAUGCUGGAAACGUUCUGGUAAUGAAUGGGAACAAUCAGCAGCUUCCUGUUGAGGGUGAAGGAAGAGGAAAGAAGAAAAACCAGUUCCAUGGAAGAGGGAAGGGACUUGGAGCCGUGCCCAAGGGCAGAGGACCUCCUGUGCCUGGUUGGACGGGGUCUGGGUUUGAUGUGGAUGGUAGAAAUUAGAAGCAUUAUAUCAGAUUCCCUCAUUGCGGAAGCCAUUGGAAAAGCCUUUGCUCAAUCACUCACCAGAUAUAUUUUUUAGUUCAUCUUUUUUUUUCCUCGGCUCUGUUCUCCUUCCCUUGUAUUCUUUAAACUGUCAUUAACAUUUUCAUAUGGGAAGUGCAAUCCAAGCUUUCUGACUUCUCAUUCGUCCUCA
Rosa rugosa (rugosa rose) is the source of this 1107-nucleotide messenger RNA. RefSeq lists its product as uncharacterized. The transcript has 7 exons. NCBI's taxonomy places the organism in Eukaryota, Viridiplantae, Streptophyta, Magnoliopsida, Rosales, Rosaceae. The record is from RefSeq and is a predicted model, not a curated record. The coding region runs from base 156 to 914 and encodes 252 amino acids.